This is a messenger RNA of Fusarium keratoplasticum, 2187 nucleotides long. Its product is annotated as Potassium transport protein. The transcript is spliced from 10 exons. Bases 1 to 2187 code for a protein of 728 amino acids. Lineage: Eukaryota; Fungi; Ascomycota; Sordariomycetes; Hypocreales; Nectriaceae. Gene Ontology annotation, cellular component: plasma membrane. Gene Ontology annotation, biological process: potassium ion import across plasma membrane; intracellular potassium ion homeostasis. Gene Ontology annotation, molecular function: high-affinity potassium ion transmembrane transporter activity. The record is from RefSeq and is a predicted model, not a curated record.
AUGUGGCGCCCAGAACUGAACUUUGUCAAGUUGCAUUACUUGUACAUCCUCUUGCUCGGCCUCCUCAGCUUUGUGGUCCUGUACCCUGAGGGCAAUAUCAGUGCCAUCGAUGCCUAUUUUAUGGGCGCCAGUGCCUCGACCGUCACAGGUCUAGCCACUGUCGACCUCAAGGAACUGCGGGUCUACCAGCAGCUGUACCUGUACUUUGUGCCCAUGUUCGCGAACCUGGUAUUUAUCAACAUUAUUGUAGUCGUUGUGCGCCUGUUUUGGUUCAAUCGCCACUUGAAAAAGGCUGCUCCAUUCCUUCUGCGACAGCGCCGCCGAAACGGUAACGGCGGCGGUGGUGUGGUCCAGAAAGAGAACGACCCCGAACUUGGUUCAGGGCUCCCGCGGCCAGAAACACCUAGCCCGCAGUCUAGUCCUGAAGCAUCUGGCGGCCCUACACCACCAAGCCCGGCUCGAACGGUUAUCGAGGACACCCUCCCUCGCAUCGAGGAGAGGAGCCGGACAGAGCCUCCGCCCUCCAAGGCACCUCGUCUAGCUCCCCCGCGUGCGGCAGUAGAUGAUGAGAAACUCCCCGAAGAUGAUGAUGAGGAGGAGGGAGAAGACUCUAAGCGGGCAAACCAGCUGGAGCCCAGGAUCACGUUCGACCCGUCUACCGACCACCAUCCCAGACAUGAAGCCACACUUUAUAUCCCUGGCCCCCGUGAUCGCGAUCGAGGAAAGCCACUGGUAGAGCUAAACGGGACAAACGGGGACGGUAGAGAUGACGACGAAAUCGAGACAAUCACUCGAACGUAUUCGACGCCUGGCAGUAAUCUCCGUCGCCGCCGCAGUGCUGGUCUCCGAAUCAGUGAAGCCCGCUCUAUGGAGCGCGUCGCCACCGUAGCCUCGUCCAUGUUCGUUAUUGGCGGUGGUCGAGACCCGCGUAGGGAGCGCCUGGCUACCGCACCGACAAUGGCCGCAGGAGACUUUCCGCAGCUCUCGCGCGAGGUCACCAUUGGUCGUAAUUCCAUGUUCCACAACUUGUCGUCCCAGGAUCGCGAAGAACUCGGUGGCAUCGAGUACAGAAGCUUAAAGUUGCUUCUCAAGAUCAUCUUGACGUACUUCUUUGGUCUACACUUUAUUGGAAUGAUCUGCCUUAUUGGAUGGAUCCAGUAUGCUCCUUCAAAGUACACCGAUCACAUCGAAGAAAGCGGGCAGAACAAGAUCUGGUGGGCCAUAUAUUCCGCUCAAACGAUGGUGGAUAACUUGGGCUUCACCCUUACCCCUGACUCGAUGAUGACCUUCAGCGACGCCCCAGCCCCGAUGCUCAUUAUGAGUGUCCUUGCCCUAGCUGGUCAUACCUUUUACCCUGUGAUCCUCCGAUUCAUUCUCUGGAGCACAUCAAAGCUUCUGCCGGAAGACUCGUCGCUCCACGAGCCACUCUCAUUCCUACUCAAUCACCCGCGUCGGUGUUAUACCCUCCUCUUCCCUAGUGGACCGACCUUGGCACUGUUGGGUAUCUUGGCGCUGCUCAACAUCGUCGAUAUCCUCUUCAUUAUUCUGCUCGAUCUCGAUAACCCAGCCGUGGCUAGUCUCCCUGGUUGGCCUCGCUUCGCUGCCUCUGUUUUUCAGGCUGUCAGCUCCCGGCACACUGGAACGACCAGUUUCAACUUGGCCGCAGUGAACCCCGCUGUGCAAAUGAGCCUUCUGGUCAUGAUGUACGUGUCGGUGUACCCGAUCUCUAUUGCCGUUCGAUCUUCGAACACGUACGAGGAGCGUUCGCUGGGACUUUACGAGCCCAGCAUUCAGCCAGAUGAGCAAAACGGCGGGUCCUACUUUGUCACUCACCUUAGGAACCAGCUGAGUUUUGACUUGUGGUACAUCUGUCUUGGAUUGUUUUGCGUUUGCAUCGCAGAAUCCAAGAGGAUUAUGAACGGCGACGAUCCAGCUUUUACUACGUGGGCUAUUCUAUUUGAAGGUGUUUCAGCAUACUGCAAUGUCGGCCUGAGUCUGGGCUACCCGACCAUAGCAUCAUCGUUCUGCACCGAGUACUCCACGUUUAGCAAGCUCGUCAUAUGCGCCAUGAUGAUCCGUGGACGACACCGAGGCCUGCCGUACGCCCUGGACCGCGCCAUUGUUCUGCCGGACGAGAAGUCGUUGGGGACCGAAGUUGCAACCGAGGAUCACGACCAUGAUGAAUAA